AAAAAUUUAAUCAAGUCUGCAUGUUAUCUUCAGUAUUUUGAAUACCAAAAAACAUAUUCCUACUGGAAAAAGAGAAAUAUCAUUCAUGACACGCCAUGGCCUAUUAUUGGAACUCAUGGAUAUAAGAUUUUUGGCUUGAAAAGUAAUGCUGAAAUAGGCAUUAUUUUGUAUCGAAAAUAUCCCAAGGAAAAUUUCAUAGGCUAUUAUCGAGGUAGCACCCCGGAGCUAUAUGUGAAAGAUCCUCAAUUUUAUAAGAACAUUUUAACCCUUGAUUUCGAUCACUUUUAUAUUCGAGCUGUAGAGCGGAAUCCAGAAAAAGAACGCAUGAUGUUGAAUUUGUUUAACUGCAGUGGGGAUUAUUGGCGUCUCCUGCGACAAAGACUAACGCCUGCGUUUACGAACCAAAAGUUAAUCAAAAUGUUUCCCUUAAUCGUAAGGUGCGCUGAAAAGCUUCAAGUAGCUGCCAGUGAGGUAAUCGCGGGCGGUGGGAUCGUGGAUGCUUAUGACAUGAUGGCACGUUACUCCAUGGAAUGUAUAUGCUCGAGUGGUUUUGGCUUAGAUACAGACAUAAUGAGUGAGAGAAAUUCCCAAUUUAUGACGUUGGGUGAGAAAAUUUUCAGUAGACAGGAAUGGCAGACUCGCAUUUUGGCUAUUGGGGAAGCAAUCCCAUCUAUUUGGAAGUUCGUGAAUACGUUUUAUGUCGAUCGUCGUGUAAAAACGGCCUUGAUUAAUCUUGUAAACUAUAUGCGUGCAAAGAGAAAAUUUAAGCCCAGUGGUCGUAAUGAUUUUAUAGACCUUUUGAUGGAGCUAGAAGCUUUAGGAACAAUGAAGGGAGAAUCGUUUGAAAGAAAAAACGCUGAUGGUACGCCUGUGGAAAUAGAACUGGAAAUGGAUUCAGAAGUUUUAGCAGCACAGGUUUAUAUCUUCUUUGCUGCUGGAUAUUCUACGUCAGCUAUAGCCGCAUCCACUACAUUACAUUAUUUAGCAUUGUAUCCUGAUGUACAACACCGAAUUCAAAAGCACAUAGAUGAAAUAUUAGCUAAACACGACAAUAAAAUAACAUAUGACUCAAUAUGUGAAAUGAGUUUACUGGAUAUGGCAUUGAAGGAAUCUAUGAGGUUGUUCCCACCAACAACUGCCUUUUCCCGUAUCUGUACAAAGCAAUAUACUUUUCCUGGUACGAAUAUAACUAUCGAUCCAGGUGUUAGAGUGGUGAUACCGACACAGGCGGUGUAUUCCGAUGAGAAGUAUUUCGAUAAUCCAACCGAAUAUAGGCCUGAGAGAUUUCUGGCUGAAGAAGUAAAUACGCGCCCAAAAUAUACAUAUUUACCAUUCUGUGAGGGUCAAAGGAAAUGUAUAGGUGCUCGUCUUGGAUCUUUUCAAUCGAUGGCGGGAGUAGCGGCUAUUCUACAAAAGUUUAAUGUAGUGAUUGCGCCAACAUCCAAAAAGGAGCUGAAGAUAAAUCGAAACAUCCAUCAUGUACAAGUAGUUGAUGGAGGACUCCCCGUCAAAUUAAUUGCAAAAUCAGAUCGAGCUAAUAUGUGACCUGUUUAAAAUAUAUAUUUCUUAGGAUAUGUCAGUGAGCGAAUUUGAAUAAAAAUUAAA
Colias croceus (clouded yellow) is the source of this 1605-nucleotide messenger RNA. RefSeq names its product cytochrome P450 6B6-like. Gene Ontology annotation, molecular function: oxidoreductase activity, acting on paired donors, with incorporation or reduction of molecular oxygen; monooxygenase activity; heme binding. The transcript has 3 exons. The annotation marks the transcript as partial. The record is from RefSeq and is a predicted model, not a curated record. NCBI's taxonomy places the organism in Eukaryota, Metazoa, Arthropoda, Insecta, Lepidoptera, Pieridae.